This is a messenger RNA of Penicillium paradoxum, 1152 nucleotides long. RefSeq names its product putative methionine aminopeptidase, type I (gene fpaI). The transcript has 5 exons. Bases 1 to 1152 code for a protein of 383 amino acids. The record is from RefSeq and is a predicted model, not a curated record. NCBI's taxonomy places the organism in Eukaryota, Fungi, Ascomycota, Eurotiomycetes, Eurotiales, Aspergillaceae. Gene Ontology annotation, biological process: proteolysis. Gene Ontology annotation, molecular function: metalloaminopeptidase activity.
AUGUCCGAAUCCGAGAAGAAGUGCGCUGGGGCCGAUUGUGACAAUGAGGCUGGGAGCUUGCAAUGUCCAACCUGUCUGAAGCUGGGUGUCAAAGGCAGUUACUUUUGCACUCAAGACUGCUUCAAGCGAAACUGGGCCACCCACAAGGCAGUUCACAAGGCACAAAAUGCUGGCGGUGUUUACGAUCCUUUCCCGGCAUACCCAUACACCGGCUCGGUCAGGCCCGUAUACCCACUUUCCCCGCGUCGGCCCGUCCCUAAAACAAUCAAGCACCCAGACUGGGCCGUGACUGGUAUUCCUCAGCGUGAGCUGCGCUUGAGUAGGUCGAAAUGGGAUCUCUUGGAUACAAAGGGCCAAGAAGCUAUGCGGAAGGUGUGUAGGUUAGCUCGAGAAGUACUCGAUAUAACCGCUGCGGCGAUGAAGCCGGGUGUGACUACAGAUUACCUGGAUGAGAUUUGCCAUAAUGCUUGCAUCGAGCGAGAGGCUUAUCCUUCUCCACUUAACUAUAAUCACUUCCCUAAAUCGCUAUGUACAUCUCCUAAUGAGGUUGUAUGCCACGGUAUCCCCGAUGGUCGUGUUCUAAUUGAUGGUGAUAUUCUUAAUCUCGAUAUCUCACUAUAUCACGGUGGAUAUCACGCGGACUUGAACGAGACCUACUAUAUUGGCGACAAAGCCAAAGCGGAUCCGGACUCGGUCAGGCUCGUCGAGACCACACGAGAAGCUUUGGAUAUGGCUAUCGCAAUCAUCAAACCCGGCACACCGAUCCGAGAGUUUGGUAAGAUCAUUGAAAAGCAUGCCACCUCUAGGGGUCUCGUUGUCAUCAAAACUUGGGGCGGGCACGGUAUCAACUCGGAAUUCCACCCUCCUCCUUGGAUCCCCCACUAUGCGAAGAACAAGGCCGUAGGAACCUGCAAACCUGGUAUGACAUUUACAAUUGAACCUAUUCUCUCGUUGGGUACCAACCGGGAAAAGAAUUGGCCAGAUGACUGGACGAACGUUACAGUGGACGGCAAGCGGUCAGCACAAUUUGAACAUACUAUGCUCGUUACAGAAACGGGUGUUGAGGUUUUGACGGCCAGACUGCCGACCUCUCCAGGAGGCCCCAUCCCCAUUCCCGAGGUUUCAAAUGGGGAUGCGGACGAAAAGGAAUAA